AUGGUAGUAGUGUGUUGGUAGAGUACUUGUAUGUAUGUAUGUAUUGUGCUACGCACGUAUUACCAUACAUACGGCUCUCCGCUUUGAAGCCGCCUUGCUCAGAGUCUCGCCGUUCCUUUUGGCAUCAUCUCUCAUUCUCUCAUUCUCGUCUUUCUCUCUUUUCUUUUUUCUUUCUUUUCUCCUCUUCCCCUCAUUCUCUUUCCCAUCUUCUCUCUCCUCUUUCUCUUUCGUCUUUCUUAUUCUCUUUGUUCUCUCUUUCUUCCAUUGUUCUGCAUGUCUCCCUCCCUGCUACUUUCUCUGCUCUCAUCCACCACUUGUUGACCUGUUCUGCAAUGGGCUUUGGUGGUUCUCGAAAUCCGUCUGCUUGCCAUUCUGCAUGCAAUUCUCAUAACUUCAUUGUCAUUGCUUGAUCGCCGAUUUUAUAUGGCAGACGGUCCUCGCUCCUUCCGUGCAUUCACUCGGUGAACCUGCAGCGGUCACGCUGCCAUCCGUUCCUACGCCCGGUUCUCGAACCCUUCCUCUUCUACCUCGAUUUUUCA
Messenger RNA from Aspergillus ruber CBS 135680, 539 nucleotides. RefSeq lists its product as uncharacterized. The record is from RefSeq and is a predicted model, not a curated record. The coding region runs from base 39 to 410 and encodes 123 amino acids. NCBI's taxonomy places the organism in Eukaryota, Fungi, Ascomycota, Eurotiomycetes, Eurotiales, Aspergillaceae. The transcript has a single exon.